Hypomesus transpacificus is the source of this 2002-nucleotide messenger RNA. Its product is annotated as cytochrome P450 2K1-like. Gene Ontology annotation, biological process: xenobiotic metabolic process. The transcript is spliced from 9 exons. The record is from RefSeq and is a predicted model, not a curated record. Lineage: Eukaryota; Metazoa; Chordata; Actinopteri; Osmeriformes; Osmeridae. Gene Ontology annotation, cellular component: intracellular membrane-bounded organelle; cytoplasm. Gene Ontology annotation, molecular function: iron ion binding; oxidoreductase activity, acting on paired donors, with incorporation or reduction of molecular oxygen, reduced flavin or flavoprotein as one donor, and incorporation of one atom of oxygen; heme binding. Bases 154 to 1665 code for a protein of 503 amino acids.
GUUUAUUGUGUUUGAGCCAACUUUCUGCUCCAGAGCUUUGGGUGGUGUUUUUUGCCUCAUGUUCAUACAUCUACAGGAGCAAAGAAGACACAUUUACGCUAGAUAUUAAUAUCUUGACUCAAAUAUUUGAUUCCACUUUACACCAUAAGAACCAUGUCUGUGUUGGAUAGUGUUGUUCUCCAGACUCCCAGCUUGGUGACUCUGCUAGGGACUGUGGUGUUUCUGCUGCUCUUCUACCUCCUCACCUCCAGCUCCCAAGAACAGGGGAAGGAUCCUCCAGGACCCAGACCACUACCUCUGCUGGGGAACUUGCUGAUGCUGGAUCUCAAGAGGCCACACAAAACACUUUGUGAGCUCUCCAAGGAAUAUGGAUCAGUGUUCACAGUCUAUUUUGGACCCAAGAAAGUUGUGGUCCUGGCAGGGUACAAGACAGUUGAGCAGGCUCUGGUCAACCAUGCUGUAGAAUUUGGAGACAGAGAAAUCACCCCUGCGUUUCACCUUAUCAACCAAGGACAUGGGAUCCUGUUUGCUAAUGGAGACUCCUGGAAAGAGUUGAGGCGCUUUGCUCUCACAACCCUCAGAGACUUUGGGAUGGGCAAGAAGAUGAGUGAGGAGAAGAUCAUAGACGAAUGUCGAUACCUCAUUGAAGAGUUUGAGAAACAUGAGGGCAAAGCAUUUGACACAACUUUUCCAGUGAAUUAUGCUUCCUCCAAUAUCAUCUCAGCCAUUGUGUACGGCAACAGAUUUGAUUACACUGACCCCCAAUUCAAAGCCAUGGUGGAGAGCGCCAAGAGGAGAAUUAACAUAACAGGCUCUGCAUCAGUCCGGGUGUACAACAUGUUUCCAAGGCUGGGCCCAUUGAUUAAGAACGUACGUGCGUUGCUAGCUCUAACAGAAGAGUUCACAAGAGGAUUGUCAGACUUGAUCACAGGUCUGAAGGAGACUCUGGACUCUCAGGUGUGUCGAGGCUUUGUGGACGCCUUCCUCACCAAGAAGCAGAAGUUGGAGGAAUCAGGCAUUGCAGAUUCUCACUACAGUGACAACAACCUCAUAUUUUCCGUGAGCAACCUGUUUGCUGCUGGUACUGACACCACAGGAACUACAUUAUGCUGGAGUCUUCUGAUCAUGGCCAAGUAUCCUAAUAUACAGGACAAGGUUCACGAGGAGAUCAGCAGGGUGAUAGGAAGUCGUCAGGUCUAUGUAGAGGACAGGAAGAACCUUCCCUACACUGAUGCUGUCAUCCAUGAGACCCAGAGACUGGCCGACAUUGUACCCAUGUCCAUCCCUCACAUCACCAGCAGAGAUGUCACCUUCCAGGGAUACUUCAUCAAGAAGGGGACGACUGUCGUCCCUCUGCUGACAACUGUUUUGCACGACGAGAGCAAAUGGGAGAGCCCUCACACCUUCAACCCCGCCCACUUCCUGGAUGCUCAAGGUCGAUUUGUCAAGAGGGAGGCGUUCAUGCCCUUUUCUGCAGGUCGCAGGGUGUGUCUGGGGGAGGGUCUGGCCAGGAUGGAGCUGUUCCUCUUCUUCACCUCUCUCCUCCAACACUUUCGUUUCUCUCCUCCACCCGGGGUAACAGAGGAUGAUCUGGACCUCACUCCAGCUGUGGGCUUCAUCCUUAACCCUUCACCCCACAAGCUGUGUGCCGUCAGCAGGGUGUGACACCACCCCACACAUUUACAUGAUGAGUUCAUGUAUAUAAGACAAGCACUUGUAUUGUAUUUAGGCAAACUUUAUUAAAAUACUUUGGUUUGGUUAACAGUCAAAUGGAAAUUAUGUCUUGGUAGCAGAAAAUAUUAACUAUUUUGGAGAUUGCUGUAUAAUAUGAUAUUAAAUCACUGUAACCAAGACAUAACCAAGCAAUAGAAAAUGGUUUCCCCUUUGCACAGUAUAAUAUGUAUUACUGAUAAUACUAAUAUAAUAUUAGCAUCAAUAUAAAAUGUAAAUAAACUGUUUUUAUUCCAAAUAAACCAUGUCAAUAGCAUGGAUGCAGUGUGAU